Molecule: messenger RNA, 902 nt
Organism: Hipposideros armiger (great roundleaf bat)
Lineage: Eukaryota; Metazoa; Chordata; Mammalia; Chiroptera; Hipposideridae
Product: interferon-inducible GTPase 5-like
Exons: 1
Coding region: 108-779 (223 amino acids)
Cellular component (GO): membrane
Molecular function (GO): GTP binding; GTPase activity
Source: RefSeq, a predicted model, not a curated record
AAUGCCUAGGGCCAUAGAGAUGAGAGGGAAACUCAGUAAAAAUAUUCCCUUACCUGUCUUGCAAAAGGUCAAGUCCGAAAGACGGAGAAGCGGGGGUCAGGCUGCCCAUGGCAAGCAAAAUCUCCCAGUCAGGCCUCAGCCUGAAGGCGGCCUGUGAGGCGGGGAACCUGCCAGCAGUGGCUGCCAUGUUGCAGCCCACACUUCAUUCGCUGGAAAAUGUCAGGCUGGACAUCGGCAUUACCGGGGGGACAGGCUCGGGCAAGUCGACCUUUGUCAAUGCCAUCCGGGGGCUCGGAGACGAGGACCCCAACUCGGCCUGCACGGGCGUGGUGGAAAUGACCGUGGACCCCACGCCAUACCCACACCCCAAGUACCCCAAUGUCGUCAUCUGGGACCUGCCGGGCAUAGGCACAUCCACCUUCCAGGCUGACAAAUACCUCCAGCGGGUGCUGCUGGACCGUCUCGACUUCCUCAUCAUCAUCAGCUCAGAGAGCUUCACCGCCAACCAUGCCCAGCUGGCCCGCGGGAUCCUCCGGCAGGGCAAGUGCUUCUACUUCAUCCGCUCCAAGGUGGACGUGGACAUGGCUGCCUCGCGCAGCCGCCGCCCCAGAGCCUUCUCUGAGGAGAGGGUGCUCAGCCAGAUCCGGGACGACUGUCGGCAGCGGCUGGAGGGUGAGGUGCAGGCUCCAGGAUCUGGGGUGGGUGGACUCCUGGAGAAUGCCCGCUGUUUCCCCUUCAUCUUCCAGCUGAGGUCCAGCGUGGGAAUAGGGGUCACUUAAGGUCACACUGUGGGACUGAAGGAGGCCUCACAGUGAAAGUCUUACAGCUGUAUUGUGUGCUGCUCUCAGCCCAUUAAUAAUCAGUGUUGUGGCUGGACCAGCCCUCCUGGUUCUUAUGAUGGC